Messenger RNA from Entrophospora sp. SA101, 861 nucleotides. Lineage: Eukaryota; Fungi; Glomeromycota; Glomeromycetes; Entrophosporales; Entrophosporaceae. The record is from the annotation of a GenBank genome assembly.
AUGAGAUCAUAUCUAAAUAAUGAAACUAGAAUUAAAUCAUUAGUGCGAGAUCUUGAGCAUAGCAACUUAGAAAUUCAUUAUUUGGGUAAAUCCCUAAUACAACAUGAAGCACAAAUUGAAUCUUUGAAAAAGGAUAAUAAAAAUCUAUCAAUUCAACUCCGGAAGGCUUUACAGGAUAUAGAGUCUAAAGAAAAAUUUAUCGUUUUUAGAGAAGAACAAUUUAUAGCAUUAGAAGAUAAAAUUUCAACACUUAAUAAGAAGCCAAAAAUGUCUUCUCAAUGCCAAAUACAGCCACCUAGUCCAAAUGAGAUUGAUGUAAGUACUGAUAGAAUUAAUUCUGCAUGCAGAAGUCUUGAUGAGUUCAUACAAAGGCCGGAUAAUUCUACUCUAAACCAGAGGACUGCAGUAAAUAAGCUUAAUGAAAUUACUACAUUUACACAUAGGCUCCGAGAUAUUGCUAAAUGGAAUGAUGAUCAAUUAGCGCCACUUCAGGCCCAAUUACAGCAAAAUCUUCAGGCAUUCAAUCAGGUGAAUAAUCAGCUUGCACAGGCCCAGAAUGAUCUUAAUCAACUUCAUCAGGAUUUUCUUCAGCUUAAUGUCGCUCAUGCUCAGCUUAAUAAUACUCAUAUUCAAUUUGUUAAUGCUCGGGAUCAAUUUAUUAAUAAUAUCCACAAUCCACUUGUCCAGGCCUAUAACUACCAUAAUGGACGAUUACAAAUGUUCCAACAAAAACACAUAAAAUGGAAACAAAGAGCCAAAAACCCUGUUGGGCAAUUACAAAUAUUCCAACAAAAAUAUGUAAAAUGGAAACAAAGAGCCAGAAAUCCUGAUGUUAUUUGGCUCGUAGGCUUUUCAAAUUGA